Molecule: messenger RNA, 594 nt
Organism: Paraphaeosphaeria sporulosa
Lineage: Eukaryota; Fungi; Ascomycota; Dothideomycetes; Pleosporales; Didymosphaeriaceae
Exons: 2
Coding region: 1-594 (197 amino acids)
Source: RefSeq, a predicted model, not a curated record
AUGUCGCAAUCGCACUCUUUGCCUUUGCUGCGACAGCAAGCCAAAACACAGCGACAUCCGUCCAAGCUUCAGCGCCGAACUUCUGCGACCAAGCGACGCUCAAUGCCCGACCCGCAGCCAUCCACGCGCCAGCGGCGACCGUCGCUCGAUCAUCGACGUCAUUCCUUGCUUUGGCCUAGCAAUAUGCCUUCCGUGACUCCUAUGAAGAGCGUAAAUCCCAAAGAGUAUCUUACCGCGCUCUCCUCCCUCAUCAACAACGCUUCCGACCGUAUGACCAGAAUCUCGCUCCCCGAUCUCAUCUGGGCCUUCAACCGUGCUCAUGCUCGCAACGACCGUACCGCCAUGCGCCAGCUCGGCAUCAGAAUGGCUUCCACGCUCGACCAGGUACAGGAAGCAUAUGAUUCUUUCUGCGAGACCCGUGGAACAUUCGACGAGGAGGAGAUUUGGAAAAUGAUCAUGGGCUUGGGCGACGAGGGAGAGGUGUUUUGGGAUGUGGUGGAUGAGUUGGGCGACUUGAUUGAAAUCAUGGAGGGGUUAGAGACGGAGGGGUUUUGGAGGAGCUUCGACAGGGUGAUGAGGAGCGUUAAUCAAUAG